UAUGAUAUAUGGAUGAUGAUGAGUUUCACUUGUCAGCUUUUUACUUCUGAUCCAAACCAAAGUGUCUGUUUUUUUCCAUUUCCAGAAAAGUGUAAGAUAUGGAGAGAGAAAGCAUUGAAGAUGGGCAGCAAGAUGGGCACUUAGAGACUUCUCUAUUGGGCAAAUAUGGCAGCUCUAGUAGUUCUAGUUAUUCCAAAAGUGGCAACUCUACCACUGCUGUUUUAUAUUUCAGCACUUUCAUUGCUGUUUGUGGUUCCUAUGUUUUUGGAGCUUCUAUUGGAUAUUCAUCACCUGCAGAGAAUGGAAUCAUUCAGGAUCUGGGCCUUUCUGUCACUGAGUAUUCACUAUUUGGCUCAAUUAUGACGAUUGGAGCAAUGUUAGGUUCAGUUACAAGUGGAAGGAUUUCAGAUCGUUUUGGUAGAAGAGGUGCAAUGGGGAUUGCACAGAUACUCUGCAUCACAGGGUGGCUUGCCAUUUUAUUCGCAAAGGGAGCAUGGUUGCUGGACCUUGGAAGAUUUGUUGAAGGAUGUGGUGUUGGGAUUCUUUCUUAUGUGGUACCUGUAUAUUUAGCAGAAAUAACACCCAAAAACUUUCGUGGAGCAUUUGUAGCUAUACAUCAGUUCAUGGUAUCUAUCGGCUUAGCAUUAACGUAUUUUAUUGGAGCUGUUGUAAGCUGGCGCACCUUGGCCCUUAUAGGAAUUAUUCCAUGUUUAACACAGCUCUUAGGUUUACUCAUCAUUCCAGGUUCUCCAAGAUGGUUGGCACAGAAUGGUAGAGUGAAAGAGUGUGAAGUUGCGAUACAGCGCCUUAGAGGAAAGAAUGCUGAUAUCUCUGAGGAAGCAGCUGAGAUUGAAGAGUUCACUGAAUCCCUUAAAGAGCUCCCAGAAGGCAGAAUCCUCGACUUGUUUCAGCAAAUAUAUGCCCGUUCACUCACUAUUGGAGUUGGACUGAUGUUACUGCAACAAUUUGGAGGGGCUAAUGGGAUUGUCUUUUAUGCAAGUUCAAUAUUUGAUGCUGCUGGUUUUUCAGCAAGUAUUGGGAGUACACUAAUGGCUGUUAUUCAGAUUCCAACAGCAGUACUUGGUAUAAUCUUAAUGGAUAGAGCUGGAAGAAGACCACUUCUAAUGAUUUCUGCAGUGGGAACAUGCUUAGGCUGCUUACUUGCAGGGGUCUCAUUCUCGUUGCAGGACCACCAGCUGUGGAAAGAAGGCACUCCUGCUUUGGUGUUUGUUGGAAUAAUGGUAUAUAACGGAUCAUUUGGAUUAGGCCUUGCUGGGAUACCAUGGCUCAUAAUGUCAGAGAUUUUUCCCAUUAACAUGAAGGGUUCAGCUGGAAGCGUUGUGUCUUUGGUCAACUGGUUCAGUUCUUGGAUUAUUACAUACAUUUUUAACCUAUUAAUGAAUUGGAGCUCAUCAGGAACAUUUUACAUAUUCUCUAGCAUCAGCACCUUGACUAUUCUGUUCGUGGCAAAGUUGGUACCGGAGACGAAGGAGCAAACACUAGAGGAAAUACAGGCAUCAAUGCACUCAUUACCAGAGAUUGAAUAACCGUACAAGGGUGAACCACAGAAAAGGAAUAAAGCUGCUUUGCAAAUAAACAGAGUCCUAAAUGUGAGCUCAGAGAACUGUUAAACGGUUGGCCAUGAUUAGACUGCCACUGAAGAACCUUUAAAUUCUUUCAUUGAUCCAUUCAAGCCGAUGCAGUGAUUUAUCAUUUAAAAUUUUUUAAUUGUCAACCAAGCCAUCUCCCCAGAUUUUAUUGUGCUACAGACUCUGUUGUGUUUCAUUUUUGCACAAAUCUGUAUGCAGAUUGAUGACAUUAAGGAGUCAGUUCUUCCCAUGAGUAAAAAAAUUUAUAAUAAUAUGAUUCUGCAAAUCUGAUAGUUGAA
Pistacia vera is the source of this 1888-nucleotide messenger RNA. RefSeq names its product sugar transporter ERD6-like 5. The coding region runs from base 99 to 1547 and encodes 482 amino acids. Gene Ontology annotation, molecular function: sugar transmembrane transporter activity. Gene Ontology annotation, cellular component: membrane. Gene Ontology annotation, biological process: carbohydrate transport; transmembrane transport. The record is from RefSeq and is a predicted model, not a curated record. Lineage: Eukaryota; Viridiplantae; Streptophyta; Magnoliopsida; Sapindales; Anacardiaceae. The transcript is spliced from 19 exons.